CUUGCUGCUCCACUGAGAAGCAAAACAUAUUGUUAUGGAGUUGAAGAGGGAGGUGACGCCGCAUAUGAAAAGGUGAUGGGACUCUACUUGGCUGAACCUGUGCAACUAGAGAAGAAUAGAUUGCGGGAUGCGCUUGCAUGCACCAGAGAUAUCACUUCAUUGAAAGAGCUCAUGCUGUUGUCUCUUGAUCGAAAUUCUUCUUUUGUACGCCUCCAAGACGUCGACUACAACUUUAGAAGUGUUGCGAAUAAUCCAGUCGGCCAGGAAAUUAUAUUCAGUUUCUUUAUUGAACAUUGGGACGAUAUAUACGAUGGGUUGAUGCCAGAACGUAGCACUAUUGGAAAUAUCAUAAAGAAAGCUGCACUUGGAAUACGAUCGCAACAUCAGAUUGAACAGGUAUGA
Molecule: messenger RNA, 402 nt
Organism: Cylicostephanus goldi
Lineage: Eukaryota; Metazoa; Nematoda; Chromadorea; Rhabditida; Strongylidae
Source: the annotation of a GenBank genome assembly